This is a messenger RNA of Psylliodes chrysocephalus, 1248 nucleotides long. The record is from the annotation of a GenBank genome assembly. Lineage: Eukaryota; Metazoa; Arthropoda; Insecta; Coleoptera; Chrysomelidae.
AUGGCUUCUUUAAUCUCAAAGACUUCUCACAGUACUCAUGCACUUUCACAUGAAGAACAUCGAAGUAAAGUGUGUUUCUUAUGCUUGAAGAAGAAUAACGUGAUGUUCAAAGUGGCCAGUUUGUUGAGAUCACAUUUGGAAACAUUACUCCAGUUUUAUCUUGCCAAUUUGCUCAGUAAUGAAAGAUUGCCGAAAGUUGUCUGCACGGCUUGCAAGAGAAAUAUAUCUCGGAACAAAUCGGAGAGAGACGGCGGAAGGACCAAUCUUCAAACCGUUGCAUUACCAGAUUUUUCAAAGUUUCAGAAGCCAAUUUUAAGUACAAGAUCUCAGACUGGGAAACGCUUGUACUGUAAUAAUCUUGAAAAUUUAAUUGAAUAUAUUGAGACACAGCGAGAAAUUGGCAAUCACCAUUUAAAAUUUGGGAUAGAUGGUGGAGGCGGAUUCCUAAAAGUCUGUCUAUCUAUACAAGCUCUUCAAGAUGGAAAUGAUCAAAAAGAACUGAAACGUCAGAAAUAUAAUGAUGGUGUGUGUGCCCAGACUUUCAAAGAUACAAGAGUCAAGAAAUUGUUUAUCCUCGGCAUUGCGAAAUCUGCACAAGAGAACUAUGAUAAUGUCUCAGAGAUCUGGAAAAUCUUGAAUAUAAAUAAUUUUUCCUGUACAAUAGCGACUGAUCUUAAAUUAGCUAAUAUUUUGUUAGGUAUUACGUCCCAUUCAUCUUCAUAUCCUUGUACAUGGUGUUUCUCUGAGAAUAAUAAUUUGGAAAACGUCGGGUUGCGUCGCACAAUAGGAAACUGUACUAAUUAUUUUGAAGCUUGGAGAAAUGCGGGAUCAAUUAUGAAAAAUUCGAAAAACUACAAAAAUUGUGUAAAUCUUUCUGUUUUUACCGGCGAUAAAAAUACUAGAGUUCUUGAAAUUAUUCCCCCUCCAGAACUUCAUUUGAUACUCGGUGCAGUAAAUAAGAUAGUGAACCAUAUGCAGGGUGAAUUUCAACAAGAAACACAUGAGUGGACUAAACUCUGUAAUGUACAACGCGAAAUAACUCACGGAGGCGCGGGAUUCAAAGGAAACUCUUGCAAAAUAUUGUUGAAUAAAGUCGAUUCUCUCCGGGCUAUUUGUACCGUGGGCUGUUUAAAAUAUGUAGAGACUCUUAAGGACUUUCACAGGGUCGUUAACGAAUGUUUCGGAACUCAAUUGAACCCUUCUUACAGAGAAUCGAUUAGGAAAUUUAAAUCGAGCUAUUUAGCUUAG